This is a messenger RNA of Octopus bimaculoides (California two-spot octopus), 3929 nucleotides long. RefSeq lists its product as uncharacterized. Lineage: Eukaryota; Metazoa; Mollusca; Cephalopoda; Octopoda; Octopodidae. The record is from RefSeq and is a predicted model, not a curated record.
AUGGUAGAAAAAGUGUGGGAUAAUUUACUCCAAUGUAUACUUUUACAGGUUUUGUUACUGUUUCCAUUAAUAUCUGCUCAAGUUCCCUUAAUAUUUAAUGGUUGCCGACUCAGUUCAGAAUGUCCACUGCAUUCAACUUGCAUGGCCAGAUCAUGUGAUGGCUACAUUUGCAUAUGUGACUCUGGCUUCAGACAUUCUUUUGACAGGACAAGAUGUGUUCCAGCUUCCAACAUCCUUGAGAAAUGUGACUUUUCUGACAAUUGCCCCCCAACGGUCUCUGUUUGUUUGUUUCGCCAAUGUGUUUGCCGUGAAGGACUGGAAGCCACAGAGAACAAAACAUGUCGGGGAAGAGCAGAGAGAGCACUUGGAUACGGGUGUAAUAUCGAGAAUGGCUGUACCUACCCAAAUCUUCAAUGUGUGAAUGGCUUUUGUCAGUGCAGAGCAGGCCAUAGAAAGAAAACUGACAUUGAAAUACAGGCUUUGCCUUAUGAUAUGUUUGAGUGUAUUACAACAAACUACAAUCUGAAUGAAUGUAACCAAAUUCCUUUACCAGCCAUUCCUGGGUUGACCUCAACAGUUUCUCCUGUUUCUAAUUCAACAGUAAAAAAUAAUUCAGUUUCUCGUGGUGCCCCUGUCCCACGGUCACCUAAUCGGAGAACUAUUCCAAAUAACACUUUUAUAACUCGUUUGUAUGGAAACUGUUCUACACAUAAAGAAUGUACUGAAUUUGCAGAAUGUAGGCCGUUAGCAUGUGAAGGCUAUGUAUGUAUAUGUGUUGAAGAUUUUGUGCCAGCCAGAAAUUCUACAGUUUGUAUUAAAAAAUCAAGACUUUCUGAAAUAUGUGAAGUUGAUGAGCAAUGUCCAGGAGAAUUUUCCUUUUGCACAAAUGGUCUCUGCACAUGUGCAGGAGGUCUGGAAACGGUUGAUAAUAUCCACUGUAGUGUUCCAGGAACAUCACUGUAUGGUUACCAAUGCAACAGUACAAUAGCCUGUGCCAUUCCAGAUACAAGUUGCAGGAAUGGGGUUUGUUCCUGCAUCUCAGGUUUACGCCCCAAAACAGUCGAAGAAUUUGCUGCAUACCCAAAUGAAAUUUGGAGCUGCAUUGAAGAAGGGUUUUCUUUGAAUGAAUGUAAUCAUGUGGUGAUUCCAAUACCAAGACAAUUAAAUGGUUCACAACAUCAGACUUUUGGCAAUACAAGUCUUGAAGACAGAUGUUACAGCAAUGACGAUUGUCCUUUCUAUGCUGACUGUCAACCUCGAAGUUGUGAUCUUUACAUUUGUAUCUGUUCAGAAGGAUAUAGACAAUCGCCUGAUAGAUCAAGAUGUGUAAAACUGUCCAAGCUUGGAGAGUCAUGUAAUACUGACCUAAACUGUCCUAAUGAAUUUGCGGAGUGUACUUCUGGGCAGUGUGUGUGCAAAGAGAACUUUUCACCAGUCUCAGACAUGUAUUGCAAGUAUGCUGGAACUGUUGUUUAUGGAGAUGCUUGCAAUGCCACUAAUCCUUGUACUUACCCAGAUACUGAAUGUAAUAAUGGUUCAUGUCAGUGCCAAGAAAACUUCCGAGAGAAAACUACCCAAGAAAGUCGUUCUUUUCCUGAGUUGAUGUUCAGUUGCAUCAAGAAGAAUUUUUCAUUAAGUAUGUGCCAAGGAAUUCCAGUCACAAACUUGUCUCAGUCACAAAUGGAAGAAACUAGUGGUGUGGUGCUCAGCAGAUUCAAACGUGAUGUCACUACCAUCCAACAGAAAGUUAAAAUUUAUGAAAACUGCAGUGAAGAUACAGACUGCCCUGAAGAUGCAUCAUGUGUUGCACACAAAUGCAAUGAUUACAGAUGUGUGUGUAGUGCAGAUUACCAACCAUCAUCUGAUAAGAAUACUUGCAUACGAGUGGCCCAAAUUGGUCAGCCAUGUAAUAGGACUGUGAAGUGUGAUCCAUCUACAGCUGAAUGUAGGCCAAGUGGAGAAUGUGGCUGCAAAUUUCCUCUAUUGCUUCAGAAUAACUACUGCGUUCUUCCAAAUAAGUUACUCUUAGGAGAAAACUGCACAUACUCUGACCAAUGUGAUGUAAGUCACAGACUUUAUUGCUUUGAGAGUUCCUGCCAGUGCCUACCUGGAUUAAUCUCAGCAUCUGAGUUAGAGAAAGAUUUUGUCUUCAGCCAUAUGUGCCUUCCACAAAAUAAUUCUUUUGACCCAUGCAACAAUGCUUCCUCAACAGAAGAACUGUUUGAGCCAACAAGAAUUACAUAUUCAAAGUCAAAUUAUAGUGAAUUAACAGGCUGGCGUAAUGCCUCAAAGUCAAAUUAUACUGAAUUCUCACAUUCGGUUAAUGCCUCAAAAUUAAACAAUAACAAUGAUAACGAUGAUGAUGAUGAUGAUAACACUAAUGAUGAUGAUAAUGGUGACGACGACGACAACGAUGAUGAUGAUAAUAAUAAUAAUAAUGAUAAUAAUAAUGAUAAUAAUAAUAAUAAUAAUAAUAAUAAUAAUAAUAAUAAUAAUAAUAAUAAUAAUAAUAGCGUUAAUAACAACACUAAUAAAGAAUCUUCAACACAAAUUAAAAGUUUACUGGUACAUGAUGAAAAUAUCACUAUGGAAAUAGCAGAGAUACAAGUAUCAACUCAAAAUAUUGGAUCAAACUGCACAACAGACAUUCAGUGUCCCAGCAACAGUGUUUGUACUCAGAAUUCUUGUGGCAUAUACUUGUGUACAUGUCGUAAAGAUUUCUUUGAGAUAGAAGGGUUUUGUAGAAAAGUUGCUGGCAUUGGAAGUGAGUGCAAUAGCACAACAGUUUGUUAUCCUUCCUCAACAGAAUGUAAACCCAGACAGCGCUGUGGCUGCAAGUUCCCAUUUGUGCUGAAAAAUGGCUUUUGUGUGUUACCUGGAAAAUCAAUUGUAAAUGAACAGUGCACCACUACUGCUGAUUGUGCAGCUGAACAGCAUCUGAAGUGUAAGGAUGGCAUAUGUCAGUGCAUGCCAGGAUUUGUUUUGGCUUCUGUUAAGGAUUUCUACCAGUUACCAGGAGAGAUGUGCAUUCCAGUCAACUCACUUGCUGAAACCUGUAAUGGCUCUAACUCAGAUUCAUCUACUCAAAGCAAUACAAACCUGUUGGCUUCCUCAAGUGUUGGAUUUAUAGGUCACUGCAAUGAUGGUUCUUCAGGAGAAUCAUGUAUCAACAGAGCUGUUGAUGAUCUCACAGAAGGGAAUAAAUUACUUGAUCGUGUACUUGCACCAAUUGCUGCUGCAGUUUUAAUUCUGCUUCUUUUCAUUGCAAUAAUGGUUUAUUCCAGAAAAAAAUGCAAUUCUCGCUCGAGCAUCGAGAGACGAAAUCCUUCACGAUUAUGAAAUGAAAUCUUUACUACAUCGAUGAGGAGGAUAAAAUGUAAUAAAAAAGAGAGACAGAGAGAGAAACAAACUUCAGCAUGUUUGACUUGAAUUAUAUAGCAGGACUGAAGGCAUGGUACAGAAUGAUUAGAAGAUGGGUUAUAAUAGCAGCUAAUUACCAAUGUCAUCCUUGCCUCAUUAACAAGAUUGAUUUGAGCUGGAUUCUGUUAUGGACAUAACUGUUGAGAGAUUAACUGUUUCAGUGGAAAUUGUUAUUUCACCAGUUGCUGUAUCUAACCAUACUGUUUCUUCCCCAUUAUAAUUCGUUUGUAUUAUACCGACAGCAUCAUAUGUGUUAACAUUAGACUAACACUCCCCAACGAACACUCUUAUAGCUUCUUUUGAAACUGCUGCUACCAUUCAAACAAAACAAUAAAUAAAGCUUCAUUGGAAAAAAAAAAAGAUCAAUUGUUUUUAUUUUGUGGCAAAAAAUAAUUGAUUUGCAAAGAUUUUCAUAUUUGUAAUAAUAUAAAAAUACUUUUAAAUAAUUUUUAAAUAAUUUUGAACAAAAAUAACAAUGCAUUCUUUUUCUUUUCGUUCAUUUGAUUGCU